Molecule: messenger RNA, 12756 nt
Organism: Scleropages formosus (Asian bonytongue)
Lineage: Eukaryota; Metazoa; Chordata; Actinopteri; Osteoglossiformes; Osteoglossidae
Gene: dnah3
Product: dynein axonemal heavy chain 3
Exons: 61
Coding region: 173-12292 (4039 amino acids)
Biological process (GO): microtubule-based movement
Cellular component (GO): dynein complex
Molecular function (GO): minus-end-directed microtubule motor activity; ATP binding; dynein intermediate chain binding
Source: RefSeq, a predicted model, not a curated record
ACUGUACAAUACACUACUGUACCCGGAGCAGCUGCCACUACUUACUUCACUUCUUCACCGCGUGACCAGUGUUACAUUAACUUUUACAGGGGUUUGGUGCUCAAAUCAUCAUUUCUCUGUAUUAGGCGAAUGGAGCGUUGAAGCAGCUCCACUGGCCAUAAUUUCUCUGUAGAUGGAGGAUGAUUCAGUACAUAAUGUGGGUCCACAAGGUGGACGUCCUGGGCUACCCCCCCUACCCAAGGCAGCUGAAGAGCCUUCUGAACUCUACCAGAUUGUUCUCCGGCACAGCCAACACCCACCCAUUGUUCAGAAUGCAUCUCGGACCCUGGCUGCGCCCUACAAGGAGCAGCGUCACCACCACACGCCCAGCGAUUCCAUAGGCAACAACUACAGCGUCUGUGCCAGACACCUGAGGGUGCAGCACCUGCGCCACAGACUGAGGGCAUCUGCUGACGGUUCGCCUCGGGAUAAACCUGCGCCGCUGUCUGCACCUUACGAGAAACCCCAAAAACCGGGAGAAGAGUCCAGGGAAUCCAUCCUUCGGUCUUCAUACUCGGAUGAGUGCAAGAGCAGAGAGAAGACCCCAGUAGCCGGCAGCAGCCCACCCCUUUCGCCAGGCGAGCAGCUCACCAUUAUAGAAUGGCAGGAGGAGCAGGCAAAGAGAGCAGAAGAGCCCUCGGAGAAGGACCUGGAGAGAUACCUGUACUACAUCACCCAUGGAGUGCAGAGCGACAUGCUUGCAGCCCAGCCUCCGCAGCAGAUAAAGAACAUCCUGAAGCUCCUUCCCGAUCACGGCGAAGCGGAAAGUCGAACGCUGCAGAAGCUCAAGUCCGACAAUCUGGAGGAAGUCUUUCAUGACUAUGAUUUUAGCCUGAGGAAAAGCAUCGUGGACUACGUCCUAAGAGAUCCCUCGGAGAGGCGGCGCUUGUUCAUCUCCAGCAUCCCACGCCCUUUCCCGCCGAGGGUGAUCCGUGGCCCGGUACCCUGGUCCAGCAGUUACAGAGAGGCCCGUGACUGCAUGGUCCAUCACCUCUUCACGGUCAACCCUGUUAUGCUGCAUCUGCAGGAGCUGUGGUUCAAGAACUUCUCCUCGCUGAGGUUUGUGAGGCUGGAGGACCUGUUUGCAGCUAACCUGCCCUUGCUCCCGGAGGACUUUGAAGCGCUGAUCCAGAGGCGGUGCCAAAUCACCCGCGACGACUUGCUCGACAUAUGGCUGCCCAGAUGUGCCUCUCUCUUCAUCACCCACAAAGAGCUGUGGCUCCCACUGGUGCCUCGCAGUCGCAAUGUGACCCCCGUCAGUGCCCAGGAGUUCUUCUCAUGCGUGGCGACACUCAUGUCCCUGCAGCUGCGCGGCCUGGUCAUUGCCUCCCUCCAGGAGCUGCUGCAGUUCUUCACGAUGCACCAGGAUGGGAACGACUUCGGAGAGGAGUACGACAUAACGCGCUUCGAGCAGCCGCAGGCACUGGUGUUGAAGCUGAGGGUGGAGGAACCUUCCAUUGCUUUCCAACCCAUGUUGAAGGAAUGCUGGGAAUUCAUUCACAGGAGCUUCAUGGAGAUUAUAAGGAGUGCGGUGGACCUGCCCCGGGUGGAGUGUAUCCUGUUUCCGGACAUCCGGAGAAACAAUCUGACGCUCCGCACAGUGAAGCCAGACGAGCUACUGGUCACCAAGAUAAUCAGCAGAGCCAUGGAGAUUUUCCAGAAGAACACAGUAGGACCCAACAGGUAUCUGAAUAUUUACGACAAGUACAGCAAUCUCAUCGACGACAGCGCAAAGCAGGAGAUUAAUUCAUUCCUCAAGAAAAAACAUUCUUUGGCCGAUUUCACAAAGAAAAUUGAGAGUUUGCAGCAGCUGGAGGAGGAGCUCGCCUCCCUGUACAUCACCGUUCCCUUGGCCAUGUUUUGCCUGGACACCGUCGGCCUUCACGAAGAGCUGUGCGCCCGUACCGAGAAGCUGAAGGACAGGGUGCUCACGUACGUGGUGAAGGACAACAGGGAGCUCAACAGGAGUGUGUGUCGGCGCUAUGAGGAAAUUGCAGAGAGGGUGAGCACCAUUCCACAGGACACAGAGGAACUGGUGGGCCUCAGAAAGUACCUGAUGAACACCUGCAAAGUGACCUUCCACACUCUGAAGGAUGAGGUCAAUGAAGCUGCUAAACGCCUUAUUUUCCUGCUGGACUUCGCUGCCUUGCCGAAUGAAGACAUGAAGCUGAACAGCAGUGUGUUCCACUGGCCGGAGCAAAUCAUGUCGGUGUGUGAGCUCAACGAGAUCCGUCUGGCCGCAUGCAAGGAGCACGCCGAGGGAAGCCUCACCGCGAGGAUUGUCGAGUUUGACCAGAAGCUGGAGUUCUUCAAUAAAGAGGUAGAGUCCUUCAAGAAGAAGGAAGUCAUGACUCUUGCAGAGAUGAAGAACAAUGUUGAGAAGCUGAGCAAACUGACAACUGGAAUUGAAGCCGCAUUGAUGGAGCUCGAGGACAUCAACAAGGAGGAGAGCCUCUUAGGAAAGGAGCAGAGCAAGUUUCCCGUUCUGCAGACCCUCUUGGCCAACAAGCAACCCUACGACCAGCUGUGGACAACCGCCCUCAACUUCCAGAACGUGUCAGAGAUAUGGAUGAAUGACCCGUUCGUAAACCUGAACGCUGAGAAGAUCUCAGAAGACCUGGAGAACAUGUGGCGCACCAUGUACAAGUUAACCAAGACCCUCUCGGACUUGCCGGGACCCCGGCGAGUGGCGGACGCCUUUAAGAUCAAGAUGGAAAAGUUCAAACAGCACCUCCCUGUGCUCAGCACCAUCUGCAACCCCGGCAUCAAGAGCCGACACUGGGAGAAGAUUAGCAGCAUCGUGGGCUUCGAGGUUAAACCUGACAAAGACGCGUCGCUUUCCAGCAUGCUGGAACUGGGUCUGUCUGCUUACAGCACCAUGCUGAAGGACAUAGAAGGAGCAGCCAGUAAGGAGUAUUCCCUGGAGAAAGCCAUGGAAAAGAUGAAGUCAGAAUGGGCUGACCUGCGAUUUGUAUUCACCCAGUACAAAGAUUCGGGUACCAGCAUUGUGGGUGCCGUGGAUGACAUCCAAGUGCUCCUCGACGAUCACAUCAUCAAGACUCAGACCAUGCGUGGGUCACCAUUCAUCAAACCAGUUGAGGCUGAAUGUAAGGAAUGGGAAGACAAGUUAGUGCUGAUCCAGGAUAUUCUUGAUGCCAUGCUGAAGUGCCAGGCCACGUGGCUCUACCUGGAGCCCAUCUUCAGCUCAGAAGACAUCAUCGCCCAAAUGCCAGAGGAGGGUCGCAAGUUUGGUAUAGUCGACGGCUACUGGAAGGACAUCAUCGCUGGAUCGGUGAAAGACACCAGAAUACUGGUGGCCACGUCUCAGCCGAACAUGCUGGAGAGGCUGAGGGUGUCCAACGUUUAUCUGGAGGAAAUUCAGAAAGGGCUGAACACCUACCUUGAGCAGAAAAGACUCUUCUUCCCCAGGUUCUUUUUCCUAUCAAACGACGAGCUUCUGGAAAUCCUGUCGGAGACCAAAGAUCCACAGAGAGUACAGCCUCACUUGAAGAAAUGCUUUGAAGGCAUCGCUAAGCUGGAGUUCACCGUAGACAUGGAGAUCACCGGCAUGAUCAGUUCCGAAAAGGAGACUGUACCCUUCAUCCAAAAAAUCUACCCAGCCGAGGCCAAGGGAAUGGUGGAGAAGUGGCUUGAGCAGGUGGAGAAGAUGAUGCUGAGCAGCGUGAGAGCCGUCAUCUAUGAGGGAGUCAAAGAAUAUGUACAGGUUCCAAGGAAAAAGUGGGUGCUGCGGUGGCCGGGACAGGUGGUCAUCUGUGCGUCUUCCGUCUUUUGGACGAGCGAAGUGUCAGAAGCGAUUGAGAAUAACAGCCUCCCUGCCUACCUUCAGCAGAGCAAUGAUCAGAUAGCUGAUAUAGUGGAGCUGGUGCGAGGGAAGCUGCCGGGAGGAGCGCGUAUGACCCUGGGGGCCCUGACUGUCAUUGACGUUCACGCGCGUGAUGUGGUCGCCAAACUGGCCCACGACGGCAUCUCCUCCCUAAAUGACUUCCAGUGGAUGUCCCAGUUGCGCUAUUACUGGGAGGACGGGGAUAUUCUGGUGCGCAUGAUCACCACCACUGUAAAAUAUGGCUACGAGUACCUGGGCAACUCCCCUCGCCUCGUCAUCACUCCUCUCACUGAUCGCUGCUACAGGACACUGAUGGGGGCCCUGAAACUAAACCUGGGUGGGGCUCCGGAGGGGCCUGCUGGGACUGGAAAGACGGAGACCACCAAGGAUCUGGCCAAAGCCCUCGCCAAGCAGUGCGUUGUGUUUAACUGCUCCGACGGUCUGGAUUAUAAGGCCAUGAGCAAGUUCUUCAAGGGCUUGGCGCAGUCUGGGGCCUGGGCGUGCUUUGAUGAGUUCAACCGCAUCGAGGUGGAGGUGUUGUCCGUGGUAGCUCAGCAGAUCCUCAGCAUUCAGCAGGCCAUCGUCCGCAACCUCACAACCUUCAUGUUUGAGGGGACGGAACUGUCGCUCAAUCCCACCUGUUCGGUCUUCAUCACUAUGAAUCCUGGCUACGCUGGUCGAGCUGAGCUACCCGACAACCUUAAGGCCCUUUUCCGCACAGUGGCUAUGAUGGUGCCGGAUUAUGGUCUCAUCGGAGAGAUCUCGUUAUAUUCAAUGGGCUUUAUUGAAUCCCGCAGCCUGGCCCAGAAAAUCGUAGCCACCUACCGGUUAUGCUCAGAGCAGCUGUCCUCCCAGCAUCACUAUGACUACGGGAUGCGUGCAGUGAAAUCAGUUCUCACAGCAGCAGGCAACUUGAAGCUGAAAUACCCGGAAGAGAAUGAGAGUGUGCUGCUGCUACGUGCCUUGAUGGAUGUCAACAUGGCCAAGUUUCUGGCUCAGGAUGUGCCUCUCUUCCAGGGAAUCAUAUCGGACCUCUUCCCAGGGGUCGUUCUUCCCAAACCAGACUAUGAUCUUUUGCUAAAAGCCCUCGAUGAAAACAUCGCCAAGCUGAAGCUCCAACCUGUCCCCUGGUUCAUUGGGAAAAUUAUCCAGGUAUAUGAAAUGAUGCUGGUACGUCACGGGUUCAUGAUUGUGGGGGACCCUCUUGGAGGGAAGACCAGUGCCUACAGAGUCCUUGCUGGAGCACUCAGCGAUCUCUACGCAGCCAACUUGAUGGAAGAGUUUGCGGUUGACUACCGCAUCAUCAACCCUAAGGCCAUUACCAUGGGUCAGUUGUAUGGCUCGUUCGACCCUGUCAGCCACGAGUGGUCAGAUGGGGUGUUGGCCACCUCCUUUAGAGACCAAGCUGUGUCCACAUCCGAUGAUCGGCAGUGGAUAAUCUUUGAUGGGCCCAUUGAUGCUGUCUGGAUCGAAAAUAUGAACACGGUGUUGGACGACAACAAAAAGCUGUGUCUGAUGAGUGGUGAGAUCAUCCAAAUGAGCCCCAAGAUGAGCCUGAUUUUCGAGCCAGCAGACCUAGAGCAGGCUUCUCCAGCCACUGUCAGCAGAUGCGGCAUGAUCUACAUGGAGCCACAUCAGUUGGGCUGGACUCCUUUGAAGGACUCCUAUAUGGACACCCUCCCAAACAGUAUCAGCGAGGAGCAUAAGGACCUGGUUGAGGACUUGUUCGGCUGGUUAGUCCAGCCAUGUUUGGACUUCCUUUAUCAGGAAUGCCGCUUCCUUGUGCAGACCUCUCCCAUCCACUUAACCUACAGCCUGAUGAGACUCUACACCUGUCUCUUGGAUGAGAUUGCUGAGUCCGGAACACCUGGGAAAGAUUCCCUGUCCUGCCAACAGAUGAUGCAGUGGCUUCAGGGCCUCUUCGUGUUUGCUGUCGUGUGGGGCCUCGGUGGCACCAUCAACGGGGAGAGUCGCAAGAAGUUUGAUGCCUUCUUCCGUAACCUCGUCGCGGGCACGAACGACGAACACCCCCGGCCCAAAAGCGUCACUCUUCCCAAGAACGUGUUCCCUGAAAAAGGCAGCGUUUAUGAUUAUUAUUUCCACAAGCAAGCGUCCGGACAGUGGAACACAUGGACCGAAAGCAUCUCUGUGGAGGAGGCGGUCAUCGCACCAGGGGCUAAUGUGUCCGAGCUUAUCAUACCCACCAUGGAGACGGCGCGCCAGAUGUUUUUCCUGCGCACGUACCUCGCGCAUGAGGUGCCCAUGCUGUUUGUAGGGCCGACUGGCACGGGAAAGUCCAUCAUCACCAACAGCUUCCUGCUCAAGCUGCCCAAAGAGCAAUACACCCCCAACUGCAUCAACUUCUCCGCUCGAACCUCUGCCAACCAGACACAGGACAUCAUUAUGGCUAAGCUGGACCGCAGGAGGAAAGGCGUGUUUGGGCCUCCGAUGGGCAAGAAGUGUGUGGUGUACGUAGAUGAUCUGAACAUGCCUGCAAAGGAAAUAUAUGGAGCCCAACCACCAAUUGAGCUACUAAGACAGUGGAUCGACCACAGGCACUGGUACGAUAAGAAAGACACUUCCAGGUUGGACAUUGUUGAUGUCCUGUUCGUGUCUGCAAUGGGGCCGCCUGGAGGUGGUCGCAAUGACAUUACAGGACGCUUUACCCGGCACUUAAACAUAAUUUCCAUUGACUCCUUUGAUGAUGAAACCCUGGGCAAGAUUUUCACCUCCAUCACUGACUGGCAUUUUAUGAAAGGUUUCGACGCUACGUUCCCUAGGCUCGGGAAGGUCAUGGUGCAGGCCACCAUGGCUGUGUACAAAGAUGCCAUGGAGAACUUCCUGCCCACACCCUCAAAAUCCCAUUACAUCUUCAACCUGAGGGAUUUCUCCAGGGUCAUCCGGGGUGUGCUGCUGUGCCCCUACAGCCAUCUCCAGGAGGAGGACAAGUUGAUUCGCCUUUGGAUCCAUGAGAUUUAUCGCGUCUUCUACGACCGUCUCAUAGACGACACAGACAGAGAAAGGUUCUUCGAUAUCGUCAAAGAACGGACUUCUGGCUUUUUCAAGCAGACUAUUGACAAGCUUUUGGGUCAUCUCACCCAGUCCGGGAAGGUGACUGACGAAACGGUCCGCAACCUGUUCUUUGGGGACUACGCCAAGCCCGAUUCCGAUACGAAAGCUUAUGAUGAAAUCAAAGAGCUCAAGGAACUGAUGGAAGUGAUGGAGUACUACCUGGAUGAAUUCAACAACAUCAGCAAGGCACCUAUGUCUCUUGUUAUGUUCAAGUUUGCCAUCGAGCACAUCUCGCGCAUUUGUCGUGUGCUCAAGCAGGACAAUGGGCACUUGCUUCUGGUAGGAAUAGGUGGUUCGGGCAGGCAGAGUGCAACCAAACUGGGCACCUUCAUCAAUGAUUAUGACCUCUUCCAAAUUGAGAUCACCAAGAACUAUGGUAUACCUGACUGGAAGGAUGACCUGAAGAAGGUAAUGUUAAAAGCUGGACUUCAAGGGAAGAGGACAGUCUUUCUUUUCAACGAUAGCCAGAUCAAGGAUGAGGCGUUUGUGGAAGACAUCAACAUGUUGCUCAAUACCGGGGACGUGCCCAACAUCUUCCCUCCGGACGAGCGUGCCGACAUCGUAGACAAAAUGCAGGGCGUUGCACGCAUGGAGGGCAAGAAGAUUGAUGCCACACCCCUUUCCAUGUACAGCUUCUUCAUCGAUCGUGUCAAGGCCAACUUGCAUGUUGUACUCGCAAUGAGUCCAAUUGGGGAUUCUUUCAGGAACCGAUUGCGUAUGUUCCCAUCCCUCAUCAACUGCUGCACCAUUGACUGGUUUCAGGCCUGGCCCACUGAUGCUCUAGAGAUGGUGGCACACAAGUUUCUGGAAGAUGUAGAGUUAGAGGAUGACAUCAGGAGAGAAGUGGUGGAGAUGUGCAAAACCUUCCAGGAGAGCGUCAGGAAUUUAUCAGAGAAGUACUUUUCCCGGCUAGGCAGACACAACUACGUGACACCAACUUCCUACCUAGAGCUUAUCCUCACAUUCAAAGUUCUGCUCAACUCAAAGAGACAAGAAGUGGAUACCGCGAGGAGCCGUUACUUGGUGGGAUUACAGAAACUGGACUUUGCGGCAUCCCAGGUGUCAGUGAUGCAGCAGGAAUUAACUGCCCUGCAACCAGAGCUGAUUAAGACAUCAGCUGAGACAGAGGAGAUGAUGAAGAAGAUUGAGGUAGAGACAGUAGAAGUGGAUGCUAAAAAGAAGCUUGUGUUGGUAGACGAACAGGUGGCAAAUGAGGCAGCGGCUGCAGCGAAAAAAAUUAAGGAUGAGUGCGAAGGUGAUCUAGCGGAGGCUAUGCCUGCUCUGGAGGCUGCGCUCUCAGCCCUGGACACCUUGAAACCUGCUGACAUAACAGUGGUGAAGUCUAUGCAGAACCCACCGGGGCCAGUGAAGCUGGUCAUGGAGUCCAUCUGUGUAAUGAAGGGCAUCAAACCGGAAAGGAAGCCAGACCCUAGUGGCUCAGGUAAAAUGGUUGAGGACUACUGGGGGCCCUCAAAGAAGCUGCUGAGUGACAUGAAGUUUCUGGAGAAUCUGAAAACAUUUGAUAGAGACAAUAUCCCAGCAGCCAAUAUCAAGAAGAUCAGAGAGAAGUUCAUCGACAAUCCAGAUUUCCAACCCUCCAUCAUCAAAAGUGUUUCGUCGGCAUGUGAGGGUUUGUGUAAAUGGGUGCGAGCCAUGGAAGUGUACGAGAGAGUGGCCAAGGUGGUGGCUCCCAAGAAGGAGCGGCUGAAGGAAGCAGAGGGAGAGCUUGAAUUGCAGAUGCAGAAGCUUUCUGUGAAGAGAGCUGAACUGAAAGAGGUGGAGGACAGACUGCAGGCCUUGAACGACACCUUCGAUGUCAUGAAUAAUAAGAAAAUAGAUUUAGAGAAUAACAUCGAACUGUGCAAGCAGAAGCUGAUCCGUGCAGAGAAGCUAAUCGGUGGUCUUGGUGGGGAGAAGGACAGGUGGACGGAGGCUGCCAGACUCCUGAGCAUACGAUAUACUAACCUCACCGGUGAUGUGCUGCUUUCCUCAGGCAUGGUGGCCUACCUGGGGGCUUUUACAGUUGACUAUCGUGUUGAGUGCCAAAAGGAGUGGCAUUUGCUCUGCAAGAAGAAGCAAAUUCCAUGCUCUGAAGAAUUCACACUGAGCAAUACGUUGGGGAACCCGGUGAUGAUUAGAGCGUGGCAGAUUGCAGGGCUGCCUGUGGAUGCUUUCUCCACUGACAAUGGAAUAAUUGUGUCCAAUUCCCGGAGAUGGCCCUUGAUGAUAGAUCCUCAGGGCCAGGCUAAUAAAUGGGUCAAAAACAUGGAGAAAGCCAACAAGCUAGCUGUCAUUAAACUCUCUGAUGCCAACUAUGUAAGAACCCUGGAAAAUGCUAUCCAGUUUGGAACACCCAUCCUGCUGGAAAGUGUAGGUGAGGAGCUGGAUGCUGUGCUGGAGCCUGUGCUGUUGAAGCAGACUUUUAAGCAACAAGGAGUGGAGUACAUGAGGCUUGGGGAGAACAUUGUUGAGUACUCUAAAGACUUCCGUUUCUACAUGACCACUCGCCUCAGGAACCCCCACUACCUACCUGAGAUUGCGGUCAAAGUAUGCUUACUGAAUUUCAUGAUCACCCCAAUGGGCCUAGAAGACCAGCUCCUGGGUAUUGUUGCUGCUAAGGAGAAGCCUGAGCUUGAGGAGAAGAAAAACCAGUUAAUUAUUGAGAGUGCUGCCAAUAAUAAGCAGCUAAAAGAGAUUGAAGACAAAAUCCUCGAGGUGCUGUCUUCUUCACAUGGCAAUAUCCUGGAAGAUGAGACUGCAAUCCACAUUCUUUCCUCCUCUAAGGUGCUCUCGGAAGAGAUAUCAGAAAAACAAAAGAUUGCAAGCAUUACUGAGAAAGAGAUUGACGACACCAGAAUGGGAUAUCGACCUGUUGCAACACAUUCUUCAAUUCUCUUUUUCUGCAUUUCGGAGCUUGCUAAUAUUGAACCUAUGUACCAAUACUCAUUGACCUGGUUUAUUAACCUUUACGUGCAGUCAAUUGCUCAGAGCUUGAAGAGCGAGGAGCUUCUCACCAGGAUUGAUAACAUCAUCGACCACUUCACCGUCAGCAUCUAUAACAACGUGUGCCGUUCUCUCUUUGAGAAAGACAAGCUGCUCUUCUCCUUGCUGCUUACGGUAGGAAUCAUGCAGGGCAAAGGCAAAGUGGAUAACGAGGUAUGGCGAUUCCUCUUGACGGGAGGAAUCGCCCUGGACAAUCCGUAUCCAAAUCCAGCCCCCGAGUGGCUGUCUGAAAAAUCCUGGUCUGAGAUUGUACGAGCCUCUAAACUCAAGAACCUGGGUGGACUUUUUGAACAUGUUCGUGCCAAUAUUCCCAAAUGGAAGAAGAUCUAUGACUCUGGCAGACCUCAUGAGGAGAAACUCCCAGACAAGUGGAGUGUGCUAGUGGGGAUGGAUCGCAUGGUGGUACUGCGCUGCUUCAGACCAGACAAACUGGUGCCAGCUGUGCAGGAAUUUAUUACUGACAAUAUUGGCAGGACCUUUAUUGAGCCUCCCACCUUUGACCUAGCAGGCAGUUACAAAGACUCCAACUGCUGCUCACCCCUGAUCUUUGUGCUUUCUCCUGGAUCUGAUCCUACUGCUGGGUUGCUAAAGUUUGCAGAUGAUUUGGACAUGGGAGGCAGCAAGAUUCAGACUAUCUCCCUGGGCCAGGGUCAAGGCCCCAUUGCUGCUACGAUGAUCAAUUCAGCCCUUAAAGAGGGUACAUGGGUGGUAUUGCAGAACUGCCACCUUGCCACAAGCUGGAUGCCCACACUGGAAAAGAUCUGUGAGGAGGUGAUCACACCUGAGAACACCAAUGAAACAUUCAGAUUAUGGUUGACUAGUUACCCUUCUGACAAGUUUCCAGUCAGCAUCCUUCAGAAUGGAGUAAAGAUGACCAACGAACCUCCUAAAGGCCUACGCGCCAACCUUCUACGUUCCUAUAUCAGUGACCCUAUCUCAGACCCUGCCUUUUUCUGCAGCUCAAGGAAGCAGGAGAUAUGGCAGAAGUUGCUCUUUGGUUUGUGUUUUUUCCAUGCUUUGGUGCAAGAGAGGAGGAAUUUUGGACCACUGGGUUGGAACAUCCCCUACGAAUUUAAUGAAUCCGAUCUCCGAAUCAGCAUGAGGCAAAUUCAGAUGUUUCUCGAUGAAUAUGAGGAAGUUCCUCUGGAGGCCUUGACUUACCUGACAGGGGAGUGUAACUAUGGAGGAAGAGUAACCGAUGACAAAGACAGACGACUGCUUAUAUCUCUGCUGUCCAUCUUCUACUGCCGGGAAGUGAUUGAGCAGGAGCAAUAUUACCUCUCAGAGGGAGACCUGUAUUUCAUCCCCCCUCAUGGCCCUUAUCAGACCUAUCUUGACUACGUCCGCAGCCUGCCCAUCAAUGCUGACCCUGGGGUGUUUGGGCUCAACAGCAAUGCUGACAUUACAAAAGACAAUCAGGAGACCAACCAGCUACUAGAGGGAGUAUUGCUUACAUUACCCAGACAGGCAGGGGGUGGGGUCAAGUCUCCUCAGGACAUAGUUGACGAAUUGGCAGAUGACAUCUUAUCAAAACUCCCGGCUGACUUUGAUGUACAGAUGGUGAUGAAUAAAUAUCCUGUAGUCUAUGAAGAGUCAAUGAACACAGUUCUGAGACAGGAGAUCAUUCGCUUUAACAGACUAACUUCUGUGGUGCGCAGCAGUUUGGUGAAUAUCCGCAAGGCUAUAAAAGGACUGGUUGUGAUGUCAGCUGAGCUGGAGAAUGUGUUCAACAGCAUGCUGGUAGGAAAGGUCCCAGCCAUGUGGGCGGCCAAGUCUUACCCCUCACUGAAGCCUUUAGGGAGCUACGUCUCAGACUUUCUGGCCAGACUACAGUUUUUGCAGGACUGGAUUGAUAAAGGACCUCCCAAUGUGUUCUGGCUGUCUGGAUUUUACUUCACACAGUCUUUCCUCACAGGGGUGUCUCAAAAUUUUGCUCGGAAGUACUCUAUCCCAAUCGACUACAUUGGAUUUGAAUUUGAGGUGACUAAACAGGAGACACAGAUGACACAGAAGCCUAAAGAUGGGGCUUAUGUGAAAGGCCUCUUCCUAGAAGGUGCUCGCUGGGACAGGGAGAAAAUGGUCAUUGGAGAGUCACUCCCCAAGAUUCUAUUCGACUUUCUGCCCAUCAUAUGGCUUAAGCCAGGGAGAAUGGCUACAUUCCUCCAUGAAAAAAUCUAUUCCUGUCCCGUUUACAAGACUAGUGCCCGCCGAGGUACCCUCUCCACCACGGGCCACUCCACCAACUACGUGCUAUCCAUUGAGCUGCCCUCAGACAAGCCUGAGAAGCACUGGAUCAACCGUGGUGUGGCAUGUCUCUGCCAGCUCGAUGACUGAGCCUUCCACUCGCUGAUUAGUCUAAUAAAGAGAGCUGCGGAACACAUCAGUGUUUAUUGCACUUUAAGCAUAUUAGAAGUAAAUGCAAUUAUUUAAUUAGUCCAUUGGGCAUGUAUCUUAUCACCUGAGAUAUACAUGGCAAAAGUAAAUACAAUCAGUGCCUGGUUACCUCUAUACAUGAUUAAGGACGACUCUUUUACGACCAUGCCGUUUUGGGAUUGUGUUCUCCAAUGUUCAGGUUUGGGCCCAUAUUCUUAAGUACAUUUUCAUUAAAACUUAUGUCACUGACCAAACCUCAGCAACCUACCAGUAAUACUGGCCUCUGCACAGGUGGCACAGCUCAUGAAUGUACAUGUGCGCAGGUGUAUAACGAAUAAAUACUGAUAUGAGCUCAUGGAGCAUUUAGAGCUGCUGCCUUGGAUCCGAAGGUUGCCGGUUCGUAUCUCACCUACUGCUGUAGUACC